Molecule: messenger RNA, 1020 nt
Organism: Prosopis cineraria
Lineage: Eukaryota; Viridiplantae; Streptophyta; Magnoliopsida; Fabales; Fabaceae
Exons: 1
Coding region: 152-898 (248 amino acids)
Source: RefSeq, a predicted model, not a curated record
UUAAGCCUUUUGAAUUGACGUGCGAGGCCGCUUCUGGUUUGAUUCAGUCCUCCCUUUGCAUCUUCGAACAUAUAUAUACACUCUUUCCUCUUUCAUCCUCUGUUUCAAUUCAAUCUACCACUUGUCUAACCAAAACCCCAAAAUUUCCCUAAUGCUCAAAACAUUCAAGUGUGGUGCGUUUCAUCACGAGGAAGAAGAUGAAGCAUGUCCCAGAAGCUCUGAUUCGUCCACUGCAAAAUCUAAAAGAGGCAAAAAACAUGGCAAGUCAAGCAAGAACAACAAUCCUUACUCGACGCGUGGGCUGGAUAAGUUUUCUGCACUCCUAGCUGAUCUGGAUGAGAGGAGGCAGAAGAUUUACUCGCAGGCGGACCCUCAUGAUAUCUCUUUCGUUCGCUUCGUCUACACCGAAACAGCCGAUUUCGUCCCCGUGGUGGUCAAAACGAAGAACAAGGACCCGCGGAAGCACAAGAGUGAGGAGCUGAAAGCAAGACCCGCGCCUGUAAUUUCAGAGCCAAACGAAAAUAAUAAGCCGGCGAUUGAAUCUUGUGGUGCGGAAGAAUCUAGACGGCGUUCCAAUGCGGAAUCUGAUAGCAGAAAGGCGGAGAAAACGAGGGACCCUUGGAAUAUGUGGAGACGACCGUCGGAGUAUCUGCCAGUGGUGAUGAUAUUGAUUCUAGUGUUCUUGAUUGUGUUCGGACGAUCUGCCGCAACUCUGUGUACAUGUAUUUUGUGGUAUAUUGUGCCGACGUUGAAGGAGAGCUCGAAAUUAAGAAAGUCAGCGAAGAAGAAAGAGCACGUGAGAGGGAUGAGUGAGAAGAAGGUGGAGAGUGAUGAGUUGGGAUCUCCGAGACCGAGGGCCGAGUCUCCGGGAAGGCACGGCCAUCGGAAAAGCUGGUGAAGGUGAUCUGAGAUUCAUUAUAUUCCCUUCUUUUUUGGGUCAUUUUCUUGUACAGUGCCCUCUCGUCUCAAUUUGGAUUUUGUUUCUGUGAAUACAAGUUGGUAACAUGUUGUGAGCCUAAA